Spinacia oleracea (spinach) is the source of this 1791-nucleotide messenger RNA. RefSeq names its product putative nuclear RNA export factor SDE5. Bases 169 to 1440 code for a protein of 423 amino acids. Lineage: Eukaryota; Viridiplantae; Streptophyta; Magnoliopsida; Caryophyllales; Amaranthaceae. The transcript has 12 exons. The record is from RefSeq and is a predicted model, not a curated record.
AGAGGAAGGUGAGCGCACAUUUCUACGCACCUACACACGUAAUAUACAGUACGGACUACGGAGUAUGACUUAACAACAUUCCCAAAAACUGCACUGCGUUUCCUUCUUCGAGAAGCUUUUCUCACUCCCUCUCUUCCUCCAUUCACGACUUCUCCAUUAUCUCUCUACAUGGAGACGGUCAGCUCUUGCAGUUCAUCUUUCAGAGAUUGUAAUACGGAUAUGGAGCUGCUGCUUGAAGCUUUUGGUUCUUCUUUUUCACUAGAGACUUUAACAUCUGCUUACUCCCAAGCAAAUAGCAAUGUGGAAAUGGCUGGUGUCAUUCUUUGUGAAUUACAGGGAGCUACUGCAGUAUCCCAGGAAUCCAAAGAUGGCAUGGAUGUAGCUUAUUUAUCAUCAGUAGGGCUUUCUACUGAAGGGAAUGGUACAGGUCCUGCAGACAACCAUGUUCCUGGUUUGAAGUCAACAAUGUCAACAAAUGAGUUUCCUAGAAUUCAAUCUUCUGAAAUGCACGCAAAUGAAUCAUUAACUGCCUCAUGUAGUAAUACGGGGAAGGAUGAUAACAUGCAUGAAGACAUCGGAGAGUUUCUUUUCAGAAUGCUAGGAGAUGGGUUUCAACUUGACACAAAAGUGAUCCAUGAAGUUCUUGGCUUCUGUGGAUAUGAUCUGGAAAAGAGUGUGGAGAAGCUUGUUGAUCUAUCAGCUUCAACCCUUGAGAAAAGUGAUGAUGUUAGCGUAUGCGCUGAAAAAGAGAUGUAUGUGUAUCUGAAGAAUGGUUCAAUUUCUGAGAAGUCGCAGUCAGGUGUUUCACUAAGUAAUGAUAGAUUGGUGAGGCAAAAUGGAAAAGAAUCACGUAAGAAAAACAACGAUAAGUAUGAUUUGCAGAGAGAAAUUUUGGGAGCACUUUUUUCAGGCCCUGAAAGAGUAGAGCAGAUACCUAAAAAAACUAGUGCUAGAUCCAGGAGAUCGAGAAUGCAUGGGAGAACGGCUGUUGAACCUGUGAAAGAGACAAACAUAGAGAAAACAUUUGUUACUGUGAAACCAUUAGCAGGUCACAAUGAAGUUGAAGAAAAAGAGGAUGAAAAUAGCUUCCCAGUCCUUCGCCAAGCUGUUAAGGAGAAUUGGGCAACUAUGAAAGAUUACUGCAAAGCUGCUACUGAUGCAUACGCUAAGGGUGAUCGAGUGAGGGCCUAUAAGCUUAUGAAAGAGUGUCAAUUCUACAACAGGAAGGCACGAGAAGCUGAUGAAAAGUCUGCACAUAAGCUUACAGAAACAAGUUCAGAGGACGAGUUGUUGCUUGAUAUCAGUACCUUUGAACUUAAAGAAGCCAUUAAACUUUUGAAGGUUCAGCUCUCUAAUUUCGCAGGCAUCCUGAGUUAUCUUAAGGUAUUUGUCGGGGAUGAUGGUGGGGAGAACAGGAAGAAACGAUUGUGCAGGUUUUAAAACUUCUGGAGAGGGAAUCUAUUCCAUGCACUGAAGAAGAGAAUGGAAAGACCGUAGUGAUCCAACUGGAUAAAAUCGAUCCAAAGACCUUGAGCUUCACCAAGAAGUAGUGAAUUUAACCCUAGAGUAGUAUCACAAUUUAAACUUGAGAACUUUAAUCAUUUAUGCUGUUACUUGGGGGGUUACAUAUUUUUGAUAACUGUGCUGGAAUAUGGGCACCUGGACCAUGUGCAUUGCAAAUCUUCCUUAAGUGCAUUCUUUUGAACUCGAACAUCAGAGUUAAGUUGUGAUCAGAUCCGAGUUGUAAAGAAUGGUCAAUUUCCUUAUUGGAUGUCUGAAAUUUGGUGUUUA